UCUAAACCUCACAAUGGUGAACUCAUCCAACAACUCCAUCCCUGAGUCACAGUGCCUGCCUCCGUAUAACGACAGCAAGUUCUUUGUCAUUGUCAUGUACAGCAUUGUCCUGGUUAUCGGUCUCCCAGCGAAUAUUUUGACCUUUUGGUUGACAUUUCUUCAAAUCUAUAGGAAGAACGUUCUAGCAGUGUACCUAUUCAGCUUGUCCCUAAGCGAAAUCAUGUAUCUUGGAACUCUUCCUCUUUGGAUCCUCUAUGUACAAAAUGGCCACGUGUGGCAGUGGGGCCCUUUAGCAUGCAAGAUCACAGGCUUUAUAUUCUUCAACAACAUAUACAUAAGCAUUCUCCUCUUGUGCUGUAUCUCUGUGGAUCGUUACUUGGCUGUGGAAUACGCCUUGGAGUCCAGAGGAGUUCGACGCCAGAAAAUUGCCAUCGGCGUUACCAUCACUAUUUGCAGCAUGGUGGCACUGGUGCAUGCUCCGGUAUUCAUGCUCAGUGAUGGUGAUCAAACAGGAAACCAGACCACCUGUUUUGAAACUUUACCAGUACCGUCACACAUUGCUCACUUUUAUGUUGCCAGGUUUAUCAUUGGCUUCCUGGUCCCCUUGUUGACCCUGAUGUACACCAACUAUAUCAUCCAAAGAAGGAUCAAGACCAGCGGCAGCUUCACCAGCUUUCAAAAAACCAAAGUCAAGUAUUUGGCUGUUGCUAUCAUCAUCAUCUUCAUGAUCUGCUUUGCUCCGUACCACCUGGUGCUGCUCACGCGAGGAAUUGCUUAUUUCUUAAAGGACGACUUCUGUGAUUUUGAAGAAAAGAUUUACACAGUCUAUUCUAUAUUUCUUUGUCUGGUCACGGUAAACAGCGUGGCUGAUCCUUUCAUCUACGUCCUGGUCAGUGAAAAUGUCAGGAAGGACAUCUGUAAGGCAAUGAGUGUUUGGAGAAGACAAUUAUCCUUCAACACCAAAAGUGACAACAGUACUUACCCACAAAACCACAAUUCCCGGGACCUGCCUUUGGAUAAGGACUGCUCGACACACAGUGGGCUCCAUAUAAUAGACACACUGCAGGACAGAUCUUAUUCCCAUUGACUGGGAG
Messenger RNA from Nanorana parkeri, 1094 nucleotides. It is a transcript of the gene GPR132, whose product is annotated as G protein-coupled receptor 132. Gene Ontology annotation, cellular component: membrane. Gene Ontology annotation, biological process: G protein-coupled receptor signaling pathway; negative regulation of G2/M transition of mitotic cell cycle; G1/S transition of mitotic cell cycle. The transcript has a single exon. NCBI's taxonomy places the organism in Eukaryota, Metazoa, Chordata, Amphibia, Anura, Dicroglossidae. Gene Ontology annotation, molecular function: G protein-coupled receptor activity. The record is from RefSeq and is a predicted model, not a curated record. Bases 14 to 1087 code for a protein of 357 amino acids.